Messenger RNA from Sphaeroforma arctica JP610, 424 nucleotides. RefSeq lists its product as hypothetical. NCBI's taxonomy places the organism in Eukaryota, Ichthyosporea, Ichthyophonida. The record is from RefSeq and is a predicted model, not a curated record. The transcript has a single exon. The annotation marks the transcript as partial.
AUGGGGGAUACCGAAGACCACCCUGAGAGUGUGCGAAGGCCCAGGACACCCUCACUCGACACCACCGCCAGUGGGUACGUUGAACCACUACACAUAUCACGCAAGGUAUCACAGCAACUCAGAGCCUUGCGAGUAGACACGGACUCACCUGUUUGUGAUGUGAUUAUCAAAACAUCACUCUCCCACACACACACAAACGCACACACACACACAAGCACAAGCACAGAUACACCCACAAGCACACAUACAGCCACUAGUACAAGUACUGGUACGGAUGGAUCGAAUAAGGGCGCAUAUGAGGCAGAGCACACAACGACAGGAGAACACACUGUGAACGACGCAGCAGGCACAGCCACGGGAGAGACCGAUGCCGUGGCGGCUAAUACCAAGUUAAAAACCACGCAGAAUAACAGCGUGGAAGCUG